UAGAAUAUUUUAGUUUAAAGAACUGCGUUUGUCCCCAGUGGUUAGGAAACUCAAGAUAAGCAAGUGGGUAUGUGCCUGUGUGUGAAAAUUGUAGACAACUCCUACCCCCAUCUUCCAUUGGGAUAGUGACACAACUGUUAGGCUUUCCACCAAAGAGGUCUUUAGCUUUUGCUCAACCCGGUCUGGGUCUAUUCUGAUUGUUGCACUGAUGUUUAUUAGAAUGGAGCCAAUUCCAAAACUUCUAGCUGGACUUAUUCUGUUGACAUUGUGUGUGGUGAGCUGCUCCAGCCAGCACUGGUCCUAUGGGUUGCGCCCUGGAGGAAAAAGAAAUGCAGAAAAUUUGAUGGACUUAUUCCAAGAGAGAGCCAAAGAGGUUGAUCAGCGAGCAGAACCUCAACACUUGGAAUGCACCCUUCACCAGCCACCUUCUGCCCUCAGGGAGCUGAAAGGAGCGCUGGAAAGUCUGAUUGAAGAGGAAACUGGGCAGAAGAAGAUUUAAAUCCACUGGUCCAAAAGGAAUGACAACACAAGUAUAAUUCUGACUUGGAAAUCUGUGACCCAUUUAAUAUCUGUAAAUUGUGUGAAUUUCAGAAAUUCUUAUGCCAAGGUGCAUGUAUUUCAUAAUGAAGUAGUGUGAAUAAAGUGGCAUAAA
Messenger RNA from Eptesicus fuscus (big brown bat), 652 nucleotides. It is a transcript of the gene GNRH1, whose product is annotated as gonadotropin releasing hormone 1. NCBI's taxonomy places the organism in Eukaryota, Metazoa, Chordata, Mammalia, Chiroptera, Vespertilionidae. The record is from RefSeq and is a predicted model, not a curated record. Gene Ontology annotation, cellular component: extracellular region. The coding region runs from base 209 to 499 and encodes 96 amino acids. Gene Ontology annotation, molecular function: gonadotropin hormone-releasing hormone activity. The transcript is spliced from 3 exons. Gene Ontology annotation, biological process: multicellular organism development.